Molecule: messenger RNA, 765 nt
Organism: Penicillium daleae
Lineage: Eukaryota; Fungi; Ascomycota; Eurotiomycetes; Eurotiales; Aspergillaceae
Product: oxidoreductase, short chain dehydrogenase/reductase family superfamily
Exons: 3
Coding region: 1-765 (254 amino acids)
Molecular function (GO): oxidoreductase activity, acting on the CH-OH group of donors, NAD or NADP as acceptor
Source: RefSeq, a predicted model, not a curated record
AUGAGUAGUAACAUCCUUAUUGUGGGUGCCACUCGAGGUCUAGGGGCCUCCCUGGCCGCCCUGUACUCGAAAGACCCAACCAACCACGUAUUCGGGACCUCCAGAUCCUCCUCGCCUCCUUCAAGUUCCGAAAUCACCUGGCUGACAGACCUUGACGUCUCCGAGCACGAUAUCGGACAAAAACUAGUUUCGCAGGUCCCAGCAUCCACCAAAUUCUCAGCCGUCAUCAUCACCGCGGGGUACUUUGGCUUCGAGACCUUUGACACUCCCGAUUGGGAGAAGCAGACCAAGAUGUACACCACAUCAGCCAUUAGUCCGGUCUUUAUUGUGCAUCAUCUGGUUAAAGCUGGACUGUUGGAUAACGGGAGUAAAGUGAUCAUCGUCAGCAGCGAGAGUGGCAGUAUCACGCUUCGGCACGAGAAGGAAGGUGGAGGCAACUAUGGCCAUCAUGCGAGUAAAGCGGCAUCGAACAUGGUCGGGAAGCUGUUGAGUUUGGAUCUCAAGCCUCAUGGGAUUGCGGUGGGUCUGGUUCAUCCGGGGUUUAUGCGGACGGAGAUGACCAAGAGUGUUGGAUUUGACAAGUACUGGGAUGAUGGUGGAGCUGUCACGCCCGACGAAGCUGCUCAGUCGCUAGCCGCGUUUAUUGAGACCUUUGACAUGAGCAAGACUGGCCAGUAUUGGGCGCCAAGGGGACCAAGGGACAUUGGCACAGCCGAGAGCGUCCUCGGAAAAGACUUGCCAACUCCUUUACAGUUGCCGUGGUAA